ACGUGUGAGGUCGCUAAAUUGCAAGUGUUAAAUUUUUAAGUUUAUUUAGCAAAACCGUCCCAAAAAAAUAUGAGUGCCAAGAACAAAGGCCCUGGGCCGGCGGCUUACGGUUUGCCGCCUGAAAUCGGCUUCAACCAACACGAUCCCCGGAAAGACCGCAAACCAAUGUACACGAUGCGGCCGGCGUUCAAAACCCGCUUCGACACGCUCGGUCCCGGCCCGGCCGUGUACGAUCUGAAGAAGAUAACGCGCGUUGGAGGACCCCGGGAACCGAAGUAUUCGCUCGCAAGCCGACUCAACGAGCGCAAGCCGGAUCUCGUUCCCGGCCCGGGUGCGCACAACAAUCAUCUGGUGCCGACGAUGAAAUGUAAACGUCCGCCCUUGUACAGCUUCGGCCAGCGAAUCGAUGUGCCCAACCGGGAGAUCAUACCGGCGCCGAAUCGAUACGAUGGGCUGAUUUACAUGACCCGUACCAAAGCUCCGUGCUAUUCGAUGAGACCGCAUACGAAGCAGAUUCACGGCCUGGAGGGACCUGGUCCGGCUAGGUACGGUCCUACCUCGCGCGACGUCACCCACAAACGGGCACCGAACUAUACGCUGCGUGCUGGCCAUAAGCAUCUUACGGAGCGGACGCCUCAUCCCGGCCCGAAUCGCUACGGUUUGAUGAACCUGCGCAUGGACACCACGGCACCGAGCUACAGCUUUGGCAUCAGAUAUCCAGACUGGAAGGAUCCAAUGAUUAUACCGGGUGACAAUUGUUAGGUUCCUGAGUAAACCGGCUUGAGGGUUAUGUCUUCAAGGAGACGAUACAAAUAUUGAAAGGAUCUUUUAGGGAAUUCAACCAGUUUCAAAUGAGUUCAGCAUUAAAGAGAAGACAUUGAAAUUACUUCAUCCACAUUCCAAGGCUCGUUCCCUUCCUAUGUUAAUGAUGGUCAAUAAAAAAUCGUUAUAAAAAUCUCCCAUCUGAAACUUGA
Molecule: messenger RNA, 974 nt
Organism: Anopheles gambiae (African malaria mosquito)
Lineage: Eukaryota; Metazoa; Arthropoda; Insecta; Diptera; Culicidae
Product: protein CIMAP1D
Exons: 2
Coding region: 70-762 (230 amino acids)
Cellular component (GO): cytoskeleton
Source: RefSeq, a predicted model, not a curated record